CUUCACAUGUGUGUGAAAUUACUCAGAACCGGCCUGUUUCGCUUUCAAUUCGCUUUAAGGCAGCCACAAAAAAAGGCAUCUAGCCAUAUUAAUCCCAACUUGACCGCUUAUUAAAUCCAAUCCUAAGUAAGUGGACUAUCAAUUUGGCCUGGCAUUCCGCGCGUUUAUCCGACAGGUGGGGAAGGUUCGCAAGCAGACGAGACAAAGGUGAAUCGUAAAGCAACAGCGAAAAAAUUGCUCUCGGACAAUUGUCAAAAAUUACGCAAAUUCCCACACACACAGACAGGCAGAAGCACACAUAUUAACAUCCCCCGUCCGCCUGGCCUCUUCGAGACGUCUGCACGAAAUAGAAAGUAAUAAAAAAACACAAAAAAAACGCAAAAUGACUUCCGACAUAACGCUGCAAUUGAUUGCUAUUUUGGAGAAGACAGUGUCGCCAGACAAAAAUGAACUACUGUCGGCGAAAAACUUUUUGGAGCAGGCAGCGGCCAGCAAUCUGCCGGAGUUCCUUAAGGCGCUGUCCGAGAUUCUGGUCAAUACGACAAACAGCGCCGUGGCACGCAUGGCCGCCGGUCUGCAGCUCAAGAAUCACCUAACCAGCAAGGACGAGAAUGUGCGGCAACAGCAUCAGGAGCGUUGGCAUCAGUUCCCCAACGAGAUCCGUGAACUAAUCAAGAAUAAUAUUCUCAAUGCUUUGGGUACGGAGAACACGCGUCCAUCAUGCGCCGCUCAGUGCGUGGCCUAUGUGGCGGUCAUCGAGUUGCCCAUCAAUCGCUGGCCCAUGGUCAUUCAGACCCUGGUGAACAAGGUGGUCAGCGAGGGAUCCAGCGAAAUGCACCGCGAGUCAGCCCUGGAGGCAAUUGGCUACAUUUGCCAGGACAUACGCUAUGGCGUCAUGGAGAAUCAAUCGAAUCAGGUGCUCACGGCCAUCAUUCAUGGCAUGCGAAAGGUGGAGCCCAGCAAUCAUGUUCGUCUGGCUGCCACCACAGCCCUGCACAACUCACUGGAGUUCACCAAGGCCAAUUUUGAGAAGGAUUUGGAGCGCAACUUCAUCAUGGAGGUGGUGUGCGAGGCCACCCAGUCCACGGACACACAGAUCUGUGUGGCCGCUCUUCAGUGUCUGGUGAAGAUUAUGACGCUGUACUAUCAGUUCAUGGAGCCCUACAUGGCUCAGGCUCUGUUCCCCAUUACACUGGAGGCCAUGAAGGCGGAAAAUGAUGCCGUUGCCCUGCAGGGCAUUGAAUUCUGGUCGAAUGUUUGCGAUGAGGAGAUUGAUUUGGCCAUCGAGAGCCAGGAGGCCACCGAUCAGGGACGUGCCCCAGCGCGUGUGUCCAAGCAUUAUGCCCGCGGUGCGCUGCAGUUCCUGACGCCCGUGCUGGUCGAUAAGCUAACCAAACAGGAUGAGUGCGAUGAUGAGGAUACCUGGAGUCCGGCCAAGGCCUCAUCCGUGUGCCUAAUGGUGCUGGCCACCUGUUGCGAGGAUGAGAUAGUGCCCCAUGUCUUGCCAUUCAUCAAGGAGAACAUUGAGUCGCCCAACUGGCGUUUCCGCGAUGCUGCUGUCAUGACAUUUGGCUCGGUGCUCAAUGGACUGGAACCGAACACGCUGAAGCCGCUGGUGGAGCAGGCCAUGCCCACAUUAAUACGUUUGAUGUACGAUUCGAGUGUCAUUGUGCGCGACACCACAGCCUGGACCUUUGGACGCAUUUGCGAUAUCAUUCCUGAGGCAGCCAUCGAUAAGACAUAUCUGCAGCCGUUGCUCGAGUGCUUUGUGAAGAGCUUAAAGUCGGAGCCGCGUGUCGCUGCCAAUGUGUGCUGGGCAUUCAUUGGUCUCUCCGAUGCUGCCUAUGAUGCCGCCUCCACUGGCGAGCGUGAGACACCCGAGACGUACGCACUGUCGCCGUACUUUGAGUUUAUCAUCACUCAGCUGCUGGAGACCACCGAUCGUUCGGAUGGUGCACAGGCCAAUUUGCGUGGCGCUGCCUACGAGGCACUCAUGGAUAUGAUCAAGAAUUCGCCACUCGAUUGCUAUCUGGUGGUGCAGCGCACCACAAUUGUUAUCCUGGAGCGCUUGAACCAGGUCAUGCAGAUGGAGUCGCACAUCAGCAAUCACAGCGAUCGUCAUCAGUUCAACGAUCUGCAGUCGCUGCUGUGUGCCACGCUGCAGAGUGUGUUGCGCAAGGUGCACGAACAGGAUGCCCCACAGAUAUCCGAUGCCAUUAUGAGUGCUCUGCUUACAAUGUUCAAUUCGAGUGCUGGCAAAUCGGGCGGUGUGCAGGAGGAUGCCUUUCUGGCUGUCUCCACACUGGUGGAGCUCUUGGGCGUACAGUUUGCCAAGUACAUGCCGGCCUUCAAGGAUGUGCUGAUCAUGGGCCUGAAGAACCAUCAGGAGUAUCAGGUCUGCUGUGCCACUGUCGGCUUAACCGGAGACAUUUGCCGCGCACUCAAGGAGCAAAUGGUGCCGUACUGCGAUGAGAUUAUGUCUGUUAUGAUGACCAAUUUGGCAGAGCCCACUCUACAUCGCACCGUCAAGCCGCAAAUACUUUCGGCCUUUGGCGAUAUGGCGCUCAGUAUUGGCAGUCAUUUCUUGAAGUAUUUGAGCGUGGUGCUUGAGAUGCUGCGUGCCGCUUCCAAUUUGCAGACGGAUGCCAGCAACUUUGACAUGAACGAAUACAUUGCCGAGCUGCGCGAGAGCGUGCUGGAGGCUUACACUGGCAUCAUUCAGGGUCUCAAGGGACUCGAUCAAACUGCCCAUCCCGAUGUGAUGCACAUGGAACCGCAUCUUAUGCACAUCAUUGGCUUCAUAAAGCGCAUUGCACAGGAUGGUGAAGUCUCCGAUUCGAUGAUGGCCAGUGCUGCUGGAUUCAUAGGCGAUUUGUGCACUUCAUUUGGGCCACGUCUCCACUCACUGUUGGACGAUGUUGUCAUUACACAAUUCCUGUCCGAGGGUAAGCGUUCAAAGGGUCAGCGCACGAAAAUGUUAUGCUCGUGGGCCAUCAAGGAGAUCAAGAAGAUCAAUAGCCAGAGCAUAACGCAGUGAAAAUCUAACCAGAGGUUAAUGUUUCCUCCAUACCAAAAUCCUCCCUACAAUGAGUGAAUGUUUAAUACAGCCGCUGUCCGGUCCGAAAAAUCUCUCUCUGAUUCUAUUUGCUAAGUUUUGUUUGUCCGAUUUAUACAUAUAUUGUUGCUGUGCAACGUGUAAAUGCUAAGACACAUUGUUUAUAAAACUAAAAAUUAAUUUUAAGUUGAAAGAAAAUGGUUCCCCCAACCCAAACAGACUGCCCAUUGACCUACCCAACCCUUCUAUUAAUCUAUUAUCUAUUAUGGCCAGAAGCAAAUUAUGACAAUUAUGAUUUAUGGGCAGACUGUUUGGCAUGGCUGCUGUUGUACCCCCAACUCCCGAUUUUAAUCAGAUAUCAGAAGUUUGUUCAACGAAAUUAUGUCAAACCCUAAUCUAAGUGUGUGGAAAAUCGGUUAAAAAACACAUUAAAUGCAUUACAAAAUUCCCUGGAAACAUUAACUUGUAGUUAGCUGCUAUAAAAAACGAAACCCUAGUUUAUAAGACGUAAUUAUACCUAUCCUUAUAUGUAAUCUAAACAAAACAUAAAACAACCUAGAAAAAACUAAAAAUUACAAAAAAAAAUGCGUGUGAGAUGAUAUGUGAGCUAAUGAUGAUGAUAAUGCAACUGAAUCUGAUGUACGAUUAUGCUAAAAUGAAUGACAAAUGAUGAAGAUGAUUAUAUGACUGCAAUCGAGAGAGCGUAUGUAUUUGUCUACUUACAAGUCUGAGUGCCUGCCAGUGUGCGCGAGUCUGACAAACUGCCUUAAACCACUUUCCCCCAAAAGGAAUCCCCAAAUUAUCAUAUUUCUAGUGUGAAUCUGUGAUUGGAUGCCCGUGUGAGAGCAAAUGAAUUUUGUGUGUUGAGUUUGGAUGAUGUUAAUCUGCUUCCUCCUUCUCCUGCCCCUCACAUUUUCGUUUGGCGCGCGUGUGUGAUAUUAAAUGAUUAAGCGUAAGAAUUUUUCUAGUGAAUGAAUAUAGUUGUAAGCAAAACCAAAACAAGAAAAAAGA
Drosophila guanche is the source of this 4066-nucleotide messenger RNA. RefSeq names its product importin subunit beta (gene Fs(2)Ket). Gene Ontology annotation, biological process: protein import into nucleus. Gene Ontology annotation, molecular function: small GTPase binding; nuclear import signal receptor activity. The record is from RefSeq and is a predicted model, not a curated record. The transcript has 7 exons. NCBI's taxonomy places the organism in Eukaryota, Metazoa, Arthropoda, Insecta, Diptera, Drosophilidae. The coding region runs from base 383 to 3037 and encodes 884 amino acids. Gene Ontology annotation, cellular component: nucleus; cytoplasm.